GACCGUGGGGCGGACGGGUGGACGGUACUCGGAGGAGGGGUGCCGCUCGCUGAACGCCUGUGUCAGCUCCAACAGUUUGCUAUCACCCGUGUAAGUGUGAAAUACCUGUGGGCCUGAUGUAGCAGGUUGUCAUCUCCUCUGCAAUGAAGGAAAUCCACUCCAGCGUCGUGAUUAUGGACUGAAGGUAAUCCACAAGAGUGAGUCACGCUAGGCUGACAGUUGGGCUGAUGACCAGCAUGGCUACUUGUUCCUGAAUCAAAGAUGCAUGCUCCCUUUUUGGAUUCAUCCCUCUGACCGCCACUGAGCCGAUUCAUCCCUCCAUCAGACAGUCCCAUCUCCACUUCCACUGUACUCUACUGUUCUCUAGUCUUCCCUCCUUCAGUCAUUGUCCUGCUCUGACCCUCUGCAUGUCUUACAGAUUGAGAGGGAAGUAUUAGCUGACUGUUUGAUAGGACAAUUCCUCCCCACUAUUCAUGAGAAGUCAGGAGAGCCACAUGCAGCAGGGGGAUGACAGUCAAAGGGAGUCGGAGGGGGUGGGCCCCAUUUCAGGUCAUGGAGCUAGAAGAAGCGCAGGGGGCCCAGGGCUGAAGAGGGCCUCAUCCCAGUCAGAACACCCCUCGUUAAGUAAGAUGAGCCAAAACGCCAGGGAGAGCAUGGGGGUUCUUGGCCAGGGACUGAAACAGCUGUUCCAGCAGCAGCGUAAACGCCUCUCCCUCUCGCGCUCCACCAUCCCCUCCUCAUCUUCCUCUUCGUCUUCCUCUGUAGUGUCAGCAGGUGGCACCUCCCCCUCCGCCCCUGAGGAUGCCUCGGGGCCCUGCUGUCCUGAAUCUGACCACCUCUCUGCUCCUGUGGUUCCCUCUGCAGCUGGCCAGGGCUCAGCCGCUGCGUGCAUGAUGAGGCGCGGGACGAGCCUGCAGAGCCGCCGCAGUAAAGGCUCGGGAUCUCACAGCGGAGACCGCGAUCCUCUCCUGAGAGGUAGCCCCCAGGCCCCGCACCGCCGCAACACCCACGAUCCACAGCAGCACACCAGCCGUCCACGCUCAUCCUCCACCACCGACACCACGCCCAGCAGCCCCACACCUGGAUACACUGGAGGCGAUGUGGUGCUGUCGUCAGGGUACCAGUCCACGGAGGAGACGGACAGGAUCGACCGGCUGGAGGUGAGCGGGCUGGGCCAGACACCCCUAGCUGUUUCAUGUGGGGCGGACGGUUCAUUCCAGGGAGGUGAGGAUGGCACCCCGGACCCUCAGCGCACAAAGCAGGCAAUCGCCCAGCUGCAGCAGAAAAUCCUCAAGCUCACAGAGCAGAUUAAGAUCGAGCAGACAGCCAGGGAUGACAACGUUGCAGAGUACCUCAAACUGGCCAACAAUGCUGACAAACAGCAAAGCACACGCAUCAAACAGGUUUUUGAAAAGAAGAACCAGAAGUCGGCGCAGACCAUCCAGCAGCUGCAAAGGAAGCUGGAGCACUACCACCGGAAGCUGCGGGAAGUGGAGCACAACGGUAUCCCACGCCAGCCCAAGGAUGUUCUGCGGGACAUGCAGCAGGGCCUGAAGGAUGUCGGAGCCAAAGUCACAGGCUUCAGUGAAGGCGUGGUGGACAGCGUAAAGGGAGGCCUCUCCAGUUUCUCUCAGGCCACCCACUCCGCCGCCGGGGCCGUCGUCUCCAAACCACGGGAAAUUGCGUCGCUGAUUCGCCACAAAUUCGGCAGCGCUGACAACAUUCCCUCACUUAAAGACUCUCUGGACGACCCCUCGGUGGAAGAAGGUGUGACGGGUGCUGGCGGACGUUCACUUGGCAGCGCUGGGCAUCACCUCCAGCCCAGUCCUAAGUAUGGUAGUGAGGAUGACUGCUCCAGUGCGACGUCAGGUUCAGCCGGGGCCAACAGCACCACAGGGGCCCCCGGAGGCCCACCAAGUUCAAAGGGCAACACACUGGAGAGGAGCCAGAGCUCCAGCCUGGACAUGCUGCUGCAGGAGGUGCAGGAGCUCAGGGAGGGCCAGGCGAGGCUAGAAGAUAGCCUUGAUGGUUUGAAGAGCCACUAUCAGAGAGACUACUCAGUUGUUAUGCAAGCGCUGCAAGAGGAACGCUUCAGGUGUGAACGUCUGGAAGAGCAGCUGAACGACCUGACAGAACUCCAUCAGAACGAGAUCCUCAACCUCAAACAGGAGCUGGCCAGCAUGGAGGAGAAGAUCGCCUACCAGUCGUACGAGAGAGCCAGAGACAUACAGGAGGCAUUGGAGGCGUGUCAGACCAGGAUCUCUAAGAUGGAGCUCCAGCAGCAGCAACAGCAGGUCGUGCAGUUGGAGGGGCUGGAAAACGCCACAGCCCGGACCCUCCUGGGAAAACUUAUCAAUGUGCUGCUGGCCCUUAUGGCCGUCCUUCUGGUCUUUGUCUCAACUGUGGCCAACUGUGUAGUCCCGCUGAUGAAGACGCGGUCGCGCUCGCUCUCCACCCUCCUCCUCAUCCUCCUGCUGGCCUUUUUGUGGAGAAACUGGGACGCUCUGUCGGGGUACACGCACCGCGCACUGCAGCCGCCGGGAUGACCAGAUGGAGGGCCGGCAGCACGUGUUGCUUUGAUGACGCCAGGUGAUGUAACUUUAGCUGCGAUCAUGCAGGAAGCUUGAAGAACGUGAUUGCCGUUAGAAUGGCUGCGCGGCCGGGCACUGAAAAAUCGGCCGAGCACGUUCAGAACACGGAAUCAAGAAAGAGCGGAAGAAGAAGAAGAGUGAAGUCGAGAACGCUCACGAUUGUCAUUUAGGAAGGACGAGACUGUUUACAUUUUUGAACAUGAACUGUUGUGUUGCUGCUCCUCACUCUGCAGCAUUGUACUGUUUUUAUCUUUAGAGUUUAAUCAAUUAUAAUGUUAUUAUUUCUAAUAAUAUUAUUUUUAUUUUCAAUGUUAUUUUAUUCAGUACCAUGUAGCAUUACGCUCCUCCCACUCUACAUGACGGGGAGCUUAGUCAGGAAACUGGGCUGGCGAUUUGCUCCAAAGGCCCAGUCCAACUGUAGAGACAUGCAAAUGUGGUUAUGUGGUUGAUUGCCUUUAGGAAGAGAACUCUCACCUAGACGUGAUUGGUAGAUUUGAACUAUGGCUGAAAACCUUCCCAGGAGUUGCUCCUUUUCUUGCUGUGAUGAAAUUGUGUUCAUACAGAACAUUGUGAAGGACUGAACGUGACCUUUGAGCGUCACAAUGACUAGAAACUUUUUGUGCUUCCUUACAUUUCUAAUAGCAAAGAUCACGUGCUUUUACUUAUCUCCUUUUUUAAAAUAAAACAGGAAAACUGUGUUUGACAGGGGAGAUUAAAACUAAAACAAGACAGAAUGGACCAGCUUUAGAAGGAACAUUUACAAUGGGCUGCUCACCAUGGAAACAGCACAUAAACACUUAAAGAACAUCUGGUUAUUGUUAAGCAUCUGCCAUACUUGCAACAUGUAAACAAUGCCGCAUGUUUUCAUUUAGAAAAAUUACAUGAGAACUACUUUUGUGUUUAAAAGCAAUGACAAAAGACCACUGUCCAAGUAAAACCAAUUUGCCAGGACAACUGCCUCCCCCCCGCCAUAUUUGAUGUGAUCAGAUCAGGAAAGGGAGACCACUGGUGCUUAUCCAGCUCCAUCUCAGUUGGAACAGGAAUGUUGCUGCUUUAUAUCCACAGUGAAAGUCGUCUCCACUGCCAUGCCAGUCACAUGCACACUGAUUCUGUACUCUUCAUCAUACUUUCUCCCUGCGUAUUAUUUCUUUGGCCAUCCUUUUUCUACAAGUGCACCGUCUUAUGGUGUAAUCACCCAGUGCCAAACCUUAGUCUACCCAGGGGAUGCAUAAGCACCCAAAGGGUCCAAGCUGAGAAGAGAGAAAGUGGAAGUUGCUCAGCAGGUUGUUGCUUUUAGUCUGACAUGUCACGAAUGUCUUGCCUGGAUGUCAAGGAUGUAUCUUUUCUUGCAAGGGAAGAGUCGCUUUAGAGAAUUCACAAUCUGAACAUGAACUUGACUCCUUGAGCUUCAGUUGUGUGUUGCGGCACCUUGCCUCCUCGCGUCCAGUCUCUCUUCUACUCUCUCUUUUUUUUCUCACCGAGUCAAGGACACAACAAGAUGACCUAGCACAUUAAAUAGUUCAUUUUGCAUUUCAUGCUGAGAAGCUGAUUUCCUAACAGAUAGCGAGAUCAUUCGAACUGUACAGCUGCACUUUAGCACGCGGCCAGAUAACAUGCGGGCUGGGGCUUGAGAAACCUUUGAUAGAGACUUCAAAGGUUGUCACUCUUAAGACAGCUGGCCUCGGCGGGAUAAGAAGAGUUGACUCAGGUCAGGAUCACUGUCAUCCUUGUCUCAAGAUAAAACCCCACAGAGAGGAUUUUUAGUCUGUUUCUUGUCAAAAUGUCGAUAAACUUGAUUCCUCACAAGUCGAACACGCAAUUAAAACAGUGGAUUUAUUGAUCGGAUUAAAUUUUGGCAUCUUGUUUGUGGCAGACAAGUUGAGAGUGAGCUGACCUUUGACCUCAGCUUGACCAUGCAGUAACACCUGUGAUGUAGGGUUGCGUUGCUAAACCACUCCAGUGCCUUCUGAUGUCCUUUUUCUAAGUGUGGAAUAAAUAAAGUGCAUUCCUGACUAACU
Epinephelus fuscoguttatus (brown-marbled grouper) is the source of this 4609-nucleotide messenger RNA. RefSeq names its product transmembrane and coiled-coil domain family 1a (gene tmcc1a). The record is from RefSeq and is a predicted model, not a curated record. Gene Ontology annotation, cellular component: endomembrane system. The coding region runs from base 474 to 2546 and encodes 690 amino acids. The transcript has 8 exons. NCBI's taxonomy places the organism in Eukaryota, Metazoa, Chordata, Actinopteri, Perciformes, Serranidae.